CGCGGGUGUUGAAACUUCUGAGGCUGAAGCAUCCAAUGCUAAGUUGCUGGGCGGUGGUGUGACGACUGGUCUUCACGACCGCGGGGCACCGACUGUGGCGCAGGAAGAGAAGGCCUCGGAGGAAACUGCUAUCCCAGUAGAGCAUGCGACCGCUCCUGCGGAAACUGUUUCUGAGGAAAAAAGCAGUUCGACGACUCCCACGUCGAGCAGCCAGCGAUCCAUAAUAUCAGAGCUGCGGCAGCAAAUACCGGCAGACGUGCAAAGACGCAUGGAGCAGCUAUUUCCUUCGGACGUGAAAGACAAAGAUGCUGGGGAUUCGGCCAAUGAUUCUGGUCAAGAACCGGACUCCACAGUCGUGACGCCUUCAUUUGAUCUCACUCCGUGGCUUCGAUCGUCGGAGCGGCAGGACCGCCUGGCGGCAAUGCGCGUGCUGCAGGCCUUGCGGGAUCCUACGUUGGUAGCGAAAUACCUGCCAAUUUUUCUCGAGGGCAGGAAGAAUCUGUUGCGUUUUUCGUACGAGCACAGCAACCCGGGUGAGCAACAGGAGGAAAUAAAAGUGGCGGAAGACGUAGUGCUGCACGGUUUGAAAGACCGCCAGGGUCUGAAGCUGCUUUUGCAGGAUCGCGAGUUUCGUUUGGAGGCGCUGGCAAUGAGGAGGAUUCUAGACCUGGCCGAUCUAACACUGGCGAUCGAUCUUUUGCAGGAGAGGAAUCCAAAUCUUCGUGCAGCAGGCUGUGAGCUCAUUCGGCUCAUGCUGGUGGCACAGGGCGCUCGUCGGAAGCGGCUACUCUUACCCCUGUACGAAAAGGACCCGAGCCCCAUGGUGCGGGCAGCCGCGUUGAAGGGUCUGACGUUUAUAAUUUCGAGCGCCGCGCAGGCGGAUCACCACGAGCACUCUGGUGCCGGAACGUCGGAAACAGCCGGAUUACAUUCUUCCUUUCAGCAGACAACGGUCGCCAGCGAGAGCAAAAAGAGGGACCACAGUGGCGAGUUGCAGUCUGUUACUAGUUCAACAGCGUCCUCUGGCAACAUUCACAAAGUGCAGCCGCGCUGUGACGCAGCCGCCCCGAGGAAGCUUUCCUUCGGGGGCUCCGGAAAUACCGCCGUCACCUACGCGCACCAUUUGUUCGAUCCAGCCAGCGAGAAAGCGUCGCUUGCGUUGCAGUGGACACAGUGUCUGUCUCGGGCCUCGCAGAUGCAGAAGCGGCAUUUUCAGAGCCUCCUGCAACUGCUCGUGGAUCGCAUUUCCUCGGAGCCGCUGAGCAACCUCAUGCGGCCGCGCGACGCAGCUAGCACGCUUCCGCUCCUCGCGUUGAUCGAGACCCUCGCGCGGGUGCACGUGGUCACUCCCCACUUCGAUCUCGAGGCAGAUACCGCUGCGGUCGGUGGGUUGAGCAGCGUCCUUUUGCGUCUGGUGACCUCCGUCAUCACCAGCGUCAUCGGAGAGGACAUGAGCCUCGGGCUGAAGAACGGGGUCUGCAGGCUGUUUGGCCUGUGGAUGCGGCACGACGAAAAGGUGCGCCACAUUCUGUUCAACGAGAUCAAGUUGUUUGACCGGUUGCGGGAGGAAAUCACGCGGGUAGAUAAACCCCACGCCGCGCGACGGUUGUUGUUCCGCCGCACGAUGGCGCGGUGUGCUGCGGCACUGGGCAACGUGGAGCAUUUCGCCACGCCGGCAGCAACAAAGGGUAUGAACAAAGCGGGGUAUUUGAAGAUUGUGCUGAUGCUGGAGCACCUUCCGUUUCUCGAGGAGCCCCUUUCCUCCACCGCAGCACCGUUAGGGCAGGCGGUAUUCGCCAUGCUUGAGGAGCCGCAGAUCCGCGGCUUGGCCACGCAAGCCGUGGCCCGCAGCCGCGUGUCUCCGGUGCAACUGACAGAGGUGUGGAAGAAGCAUCCGGGCAGUUUCUUUCUUCCCAACGCCGCUGAGAUCAUACACCAUGGAAAAAUUGCGCUGGAAGUGGACAAGUGUCUCGGCUACAUGGGCCGCGCGAUGCACGAUGAGAUUGGCGUCGUAAAGGCACUGCAAGGCCUGGCGAAGGCGGACAAUUAUGACUUGUUCGCGCAGGAACCUGCUGCGCUGGUACCGGCUGCGAGUCACGCUGCUGCGCGGAACUACGUCGCUAUGUUCAUGGCGGCGUUCGGGAAAAUCGUGCCGAAUUACGGACGACCGCAGAAAAGGCCAGGAUAUGAACACGAAAUUACGAAGAUCAAGCGCGUGGUGCUUGCGAAUAUCGUGGAACGCAUCGGAACCACUUCGCCCCUACUGGUGUUGUCGCCUGCGACGCAGACCGAAGAGGAGCAAGAGUUGUUGAUGCCCGCGCGCGCAGUGGAGUUGCGCCUGCCGGCGUUGAAGGAGUCUCUGCGACUCCUCGACCUUUUGUUAGUAUUGAUGGAGACGAUUCGUGGCCGCUGCCCUGACCUGGCGAGCCGAGAAGACAGUCGGGAGAUGUUUCGUACACUUCGCAAGGUCUGUGCGGCCUCUCCGCAGCCCGCCGAGGGGCCGUUUGCGCAGAACAUCUGCCCGGAGUCUCGCUGCGAGACGUACGGAAGAGUUAUCCGCCGAGCGGCCUGCACGCUCUUGGAUGAACAGACCAAGGCGGAGUUGUUGUGGGGACCAACAACAACAUCUCCCGCGGCACCCAGCCACGGCACUGUCGGCGGCAGGCCUAGUACAACAGGAAUCUCAGUAGUACUAGAAAGCAAGGCUACUGGUCCUGUCGUUGAGUUGCCACUCGAAGUGCAUGACGUUUUGGUAAGUGCCGAUCCCGCCGCGGCGCUGGUGAAGCGCACACCGGAUGAUGAUUUGGAAACAGUGUGGGCACCGAGCGCUCGAAAGAGUGCCCAGGAGUACCUAAAAGUUUGGCUUGACGCCGUGCAAUCGGCAAACCUGGCUGUCGUGGCCCGGGGGGAAGCUGACCGAGUUGGCGCACUCGUGCGGCGAAGUGGCGCAACCGAAGGCGAUGUUAGCGCGACCUGGACACAGUCCGCUCUCGCUUUGCGCGAGCUUGUGCGAAAAGAUGAAGAUGCAAAACAGGAACAGCGUCAGCAAAUGCACGCUCGCGACAACCCGCCUACCUCCGCUGCUGUCGCGGUGUACCAGUAUUUGCGCGGGAGUAGUACUAGUGUUGACCAACAGCACAAGAGAUCCAGUGAACAAGGCGCUGGGGCCAGAACUGUCCCGUCAUGGUUGCCAACCGAGGGAGUGUCGCUGGAAGACGCAAACGCGUUUGAGUUGGUGUUCUGGAAUUGUGUAGAGCAGAGCGCAACAACAAGCGCGUACCAGGGAGCAGCGCACGUAGCUGGCGCAAACAAAGCGCAGAUCAGCCAGAAGUGCUUCGCUUCUCUCGCGGAGCGCACCGAUUGGAAUCCGGUUUAUCAGGCUUCGCUCACCGGUGUUUUGCGCAGAAACCCGAACCUCGCCGGCGUUGUGGCUUCUUUCCAAAGCAGCUCGCCUCGCGGGGCCUUGCAGCAGGACAAACACACGCUGCAGGCUAUCCGACGCAUCCUGGCCGAUGCAUUCGAGCUGCAUGCGUUUCCAAGAAACGACCGCCGCAAGCCGGUGGUUAGCUCGUUCUCCUUGUCGCAUCAACAGCGGCUCCUCGCCAAAGUGCUCGCUGCGGACGACUUCGCGGCCCAACAGGAAACCAGUACAUCAACCUUGCUCUCCUACUAUUUGGGCACGCUCUUUCCAGAAACAGAAGCGCUUGGUUCGGACGAAGUGCCGGAAACAAUCGCGUUGGAGUACCAACAACUGGAUUUGACACAGGAGGAUCACGUACUCCGCCAAAUUUGGCGCACCACGACCACAGAGGAGCCGUCGACCUCUUUUUCGGGGAAUCCUCUGCAACUACGAUCUACUGCCUGCGCUGAAAAUUCGAAGUAUCAUGAGGACCGCGAAUUGUAUGUGCUCGCUCCGGGCGAACUUGCAAAAGCCGAAGACAGCGUAGCCCGACGGCCCCAGUGCGCCGCUGAGUCACUCCUGCAGGUACUGGAUGGCAAAGUUUUGGUGGAGGUGGUAGAACAGGUGCCGAAGCAGGCUGCCUCUGUUCGGCGCCGCGCGGCCGAGAGUGCGUGGAGCCACUUCGGGCUGAGCAUUUUUCAGUCCCGAUUCCUUCCGCAAUUGCCGAGAACGGUCGACCUCUUCAUCUACGCAGGGCGGCAUUCCGCGAUAGUUGACUUGGUGCAGCAGCAUGCGCAGUCGCUUCUCCAGAGAAUUGAUGUUGACAAGCAAGUACGUGGUGUUGCAACUACCGGAGCUGCUCCUGCUGCAGACAGCGACGCUGGUAGCCACGAUCUUGUGGUCGCACAAGCCGACAUAGCGCAACAUUUGGGAGCUGCUUUGGCGGUUCUCGCGAGAACUGCUGAUGCAACAGAGGACACGGAGGCUCUGGCGGAGAGUCUUAUUACGAAGUUGAACAGCCGAUGGUGGGACGAUGUCGUGGACUUCGUCGCGAUUCAGAUAGUUGAGUUUUUGGGCGUGUUUCGACCCGCGGCGCUCGUUGCAGUUUACGAACGCUUGCGCGAAGAGCGACCGGGGAAACGCGGCCGGCCACGGGUUCGGUCCGCGAUACUGCGCAAAGUCACAGCGUCCGCGGAGGCAGGGUUUGACGAUGAAACGCGAAAAGUGGUGCAGGAAUUCUUUCGUUGCGAGGUGCUCCAAAAGUCGAUUCGCGCGAGUUUCAUCAAUUUUACCUUUCAGCAGAUAGAUAAGGACGAUCCUAAUCCGCCCUGCGGCGAUCGUGAUUCGUGCGUGGAGGAGGUGCAGCAGCUGGUCGGCUUUGCUGCAACGAUUCUUCCGUCCCGAGAAGUAGCGGCGGGACAUCAGCAGGCUCCUUCGGCAUCUACGACCCGAACCACCGUGACCAGUGUCGGCAUCGAGGUCUCGGGGGAAUGCAAACCGAGCGACAUAUACGAGUACCUCUUCCGCGUGCUGGUGGACUCUCCCAAUCACGACCUCCACCGCUUGCACGGCGACCUGGGGCUCUUUGUCGCCGGAGCACUCCUCCGGACCGGCUCUCACGUGAGGGAAGUCGCACAAUUGCUCGUUGGACGAGCGGUCGACGAGGCGGUCUCGCCCGACGACGGCGCGGAGCUCACCGAGGAGACACGGUUCGCCGCGUUUCUUGAUGCGGUGCCGGAAAUUAACGCGGGCGAUCUGGAAGAGCAGGUGCUGAAAGAACUCGUCCUGUACCGUCUUCUCACAUCUGCGCUGAAAGUGAAGACCCGCGGGCUGCGAAUUCUUGCGCGGGCGCCGCCAGCGAAAGUCUCCGAGAAUCUCCAGCUCCAGUUUCUGCCGAUCCUCGAACGGAUUGCAAAAAGUGCCUCGGAGCCCGAAAAUCUAAGAGUCAUGGCGUGUCGGAUCAUGGCGCGUUGGCGGUUGGGCGGCAAGUGGGCGACUGAGGUGCUUGCCACGACGGACAACGAGAGCGUCUCCUACGCCUGCGCAGUGUCUUUGCCGAGUCCCCUGCCCGAGCCACUCGCAAGGGCGUUGUUACUCAACCUCGACCCAAAGAUGAAAACGGUCCGCCUCCAGACCGUGCGCAGCAGCCUGCGAGCUUUCGAAAGAGGAGUUGCGCAACCGGAGAGAUUUCUGAGGCCCAUCGUCGACUUUUCGUUUGGCCACGCGGAUCCUUGGGUACGCCGCUGGGGCAGGCAAGCCGUUGGGAAGGCACUGCACGGAACGACGGAACAGGAUGCGGCUUUGCUUUCGAGCUUUUUGACGGGCGGCCAGGCGUUCUGGCAAACGGCGAAGGGAGAGCCCGAAACCGUAGUCGCUGCCGCUCUUGCACUCGUUCGCACCUGUCGGGAGUGCAGUUCCUGUUGCGCGACCCUGGACUUUGAAGCUCUUGUCGCGAGCAUGGUAUAUUAUCUUCUUGAAAUAUAACUUUUUCCUUGACCUUUUCGGUUGACAUCCAUUCAACAUCUACGGAGCAGAUCAUUAAUGAACGAUAAAUGCCUUUUUUAUUCUCACGAAUUUGCGUAUCUGCCGAUAUUACCGGAGAUCGAACAAGCAAAAUCGUCGUGAUACUUGACGAAAAGUUCAAGUUGGUCUCUGUAGCCUCGGGGCAGCAGCUGUUGACAACCAGCUACCCGAUUUAGUUCCUUUCCGGACAUGAUUGCAAGUCUAACACUAAAUCAAAAGAAAAAAAACAAAAUCAAAACGAAGGUGCACAAUCGGAGACAGCCCAAAAUGGUAAAGAUCGCCGCCUGUGCGCUUUUUCAGGCCGUUUGGCCCAGUAAAUCCGUGGAGGUACUGCAACCCUUUGAAGCGGAUGAGGACACAGACGUGCGCAACGCCGUGAAUCUCCAGAAUCGUCGUGGAAACGCACAAGUUGCAAAGGGCUCGACCGAGAAAGAGGCAUGGUUUGCCCUCCGUGCUGCAAGUCCGGCUGCGCAGGCAAGGGGUUUGCCUGAGGUCCUCCCUUCGCUGUCUGCCACUGAUAGGUCUCUAACAAUGCGCCGCGCGCACUUUUGGGUGCGAAGAGUGAGCCAAUCAAACAGCCACGCAGAAGUAGCAGGCAAAAAGUGAGUGCUUGUUUUGAAGGAGCUUCUCGAGAGGACGCAACAGAAAUCAUUUAGAAUCAUCCACAUAUUAUAGUACUUACUACUUUUUUACGCUGCAUCUGCAUUGCACUCGUGAUUGGGGUUUGCAAAGCCUCAUGUUGUAUGUAACAACGUAGUUGUGCUUCACCUCCAAGGUACACGAUCGACACCUUCACUCGGUUGGCCGGGAUUGCAGCUCUACUUCUUUAACUGCGUGUUCUGCAUGCUCGUCUCCGCAUUUUUCUGCAGUUUUUAUGUGUGAAGAUCCCCAGUCUCUGUUUUCAUGCAAAAUUCCAUUUGCAUGUUUCACAAAAAAAGACUCUAUGUGUGAAGAUCCCCGUUGCACUGCGCCAGUGUAGUCGCAGCUUGCGCUUCCGCUUUCUUUCACUUGUGUGGUUGAGCUUCGUCUGAUCCAUUGCAAUGUCAUAAAUAUAGUAGUUAGAUACUGGAAUGUAAAUGCAUAUAGUUGUACAGAGAAAGACAAAAGGUAGGGCUGCCUGUGCACUCGAUGAAUGUACUUAGUUUCUGUAAAAAAAA
Molecule: messenger RNA, 7080 nt
Organism: Amoebophrya sp. A120
Lineage: Eukaryota; Dinophyceae; Syndiniales; Amoebophryaceae
Source: the annotation of a GenBank genome assembly